Messenger RNA from Postia placenta MAD-698-R-SB12, 1758 nucleotides. RefSeq lists its product as hypothetical. NCBI's taxonomy places the organism in Eukaryota, Fungi, Basidiomycota, Agaricomycetes, Polyporales, Adustoporiaceae. The record is from RefSeq and is a predicted model, not a curated record. Bases 1 to 1758 code for a protein of 585 amino acids. The transcript has 7 exons.
AUGUCGGUUGUAGCGCCCCGAGCCGUCUGGCGGGUCGCCUGUUUUUUCUUCCUGCUGGCCCAUGUCGCCCUUGCCACCCUUACGAAUAGGACUAUUGACGACGAAAAUGGAGACUCCGUGACAGGACUUCAGCCCGUCUACGCGCCCCCAUCGGGUGUAUGGAAUUAUGGACCUACUUGUCCGGGCUGUUUCGUACAGCCAGACGUGGACGACUGCUUUGACCAUUCAUGGCACGAUGUUACUGCGAAUCCGUCGGAUCCGGAGCCCAGGAAUGUUACUCUCACUUUCAAUGGUACUGCGAUAUGGGUAUUUGGCGUCAUACCGAACUACGUCCCGUACGCGACAACAUAUGUGAAUAUUAGUUUCGAGUUGGACGGGCACACUGUCGGGUCGUUUUCUCACAUUCCAAGUGAAUCCGACGCCUAUCAAUACAACGUCACCCUAUACAGCAAUACAUCGCUGAAGGACGCGCAACAUACACUCACCAUGACUCCUCGUCGAGACGUCAAUGCCUCUUAUAUGGCUUUUGAUUGGGCCAUGUAUACGUAUGAUUCUGAUAUCACCGUCGGCACCCCGAGCACCACAUCACGGAGUGCCACAAGCCCCGCCUCGUCCUCCGCGACAACCCGUGGAACGUCGAGUCCCACCCCCACUUCACAUGUGGCUGUCGGUGCAAUUGUAGGCGGUGUGGUCGGCGGUGUUGCCGCGCUGGUCAUCGCGCUCUUGGCAAUCUUCUGCUGGCGACGGCGCGGCCGUGGCAGGGCAGACAGGAUCAGAAGCAUGGGCCCGUUCGCAGCACACGAUGACGCGAUCGAGCCGAAGUCUGAGGCGCAUUCGAGUGACCUGAGCACUUCACGCCCAACGCUCCCCACGCAAUACACGCUACGCUCGGCCGCCACACCCUCUGGGCGUCCGCUUUCCACCGCGGCCGCGCUAUCGGAUGCGGCCUCGUCUUUCGCCGCGACGAACAUGUCCAGUAUCCCUGCCACCUCGAGCUCGGGGCAGCUUUCCUCGGCCGCGCUCGCGGCGGGCGCGAGUUCCGCGCGAUCCCCUCGCGAGGUGCGUGGGCAGAGCAAGGCGGCGAUGCGGCGCGAGGAGCUCACGCGCCAGAUGCGCGACAUUGAGGCGCAUGUCGCGGACUUGCAACGGCGACAGUCACAUCAGUCUGCGCCGUCCAACGCGUCUCUGUACAGCCAGAGCGGGACAGGGAUCGGGAGCCCACCUCCCGUACCUGUGGUCGAGCAAUACGACGACUCGAACCUGCGGCGGCAGAUCGAGACGCUGCAGACGGAGGUGGAGCGGUUGCGGCUGGAGGCCGUCACUCACGAAGAGCCGCCGCCUGCGUACGAACAGCCCGACGAGGAGGAGGGGCUACUGGCGGAGCAUGAGGAGGCGGGCACAUCCAGGGCGGUUCGCACCGUUGAGCGGUCUCCAUUCAUUUGUUACGACUCCGGCAUCAUGAACACGAUCUUCACGGCCUACCGUUACUUUGUCUUCGUCCUGUUUAUCGUUUGCAAUAUCGUUCUUUGCAGUGUCUCGGCAUGGAAUCUUUCGAUUGCUCUGGCGGUUCAGUUCACGACCUCGAUUGAGGUCGACGCUGUGGCAAUCGCUAUGGGCGCGGUGGGGCUCGUGUUCAUUUUCCCCAUACUGUUCAUCGACGUCCUGCGCAAGCAGUCGGUGACCCGUCAUGUAUGGUUCGAAUGUCUGUGGGUUGGAGUGUUCGCUCUACUGGAGUUCGGUAUGUCAUGCUCGGCUUGA